Messenger RNA from Erinaceus europaeus (western European hedgehog), 588 nucleotides. RefSeq names its product interferon lambda-3-like. Gene Ontology annotation, molecular function: cytokine activity. The coding region runs from base 1 to 588 and encodes 195 amino acids. Gene Ontology annotation, biological process: defense response to virus; positive regulation of immune response; cell surface receptor signaling pathway via JAK-STAT. Lineage: Eukaryota; Metazoa; Chordata; Mammalia; Eulipotyphla; Erinaceidae. The record is from RefSeq and is a predicted model, not a curated record. The transcript is spliced from 5 exons.
AUGGCCUUGGGUCCCAGGCUGCUGCUGCUGCCCCUACUGCUGAGCAUGGUGCUGACCAGCACUGGGGCAGCUCCUGCCCCCAAGUCCCACAGGGGCCCCCCUGAUGCCAGGGGCUGCCAUCUGGACCAGUUCAAGUCCCUGUCCCCGCAAGAGCUGCAGUCCUUCAAGAGGGCCAAGGAUGCCCUGGAAGACUGGCUCUUGCUGAAGGACUGGAGCUGCAGCUCGCGCCUCUUCCCCAGGACCCAGGACCUGAGGCAGCUGCAGGUGUGGGAGCGCCCCGUGGCCUUGGAGGCUGAGCUGGCAGUGAGCCUGAAGGUGCUGGGGGCCCUGGCAGAGUCGCCCAUGGGGCGCGUCCUGGAGCAGCCCCUGCGCACGCUGCGCCACGCCCACUCUCAGCUGCAGGCCUGUGUGCCUGCUCAACCCACCGUGGGACCCAGGCCCCGGGGCCGCCUCCAACACUGGCUGCACAGGCUUCAGGAGGUCCCCAAGAAGUCCCAGGACUGCCUGGAAGCCUCUGUCACCUUCAACCUCUUUCGCCUCCUCACCUGGGACCUGAGCUGUGUCGCCAGUGGAGACCUGUGUGUCUGA